Messenger RNA from Amaranthus tricolor (Joseph's coat), 1740 nucleotides. RefSeq lists its product as uncharacterized. The coding region runs from base 244 to 1368 and encodes 374 amino acids. The record is from RefSeq and is a predicted model, not a curated record. NCBI's taxonomy places the organism in Eukaryota, Viridiplantae, Streptophyta, Magnoliopsida, Caryophyllales, Amaranthaceae. Gene Ontology annotation, biological process: positive regulation of DNA-templated transcription. Gene Ontology annotation, cellular component: SWI/SNF complex. The transcript has 2 exons.
CACCAUUUGACAAGAGGCACAGCAUACAUUGACAAUAGGAGUCUACAACUAGACGAUUUUCAUGGUUAGGUCAUAGGUGUGGUGUACGAACAAGUCACUGAGACAAUCCUUCGUCCAAAUCAUAUCUUCAUCCUUAAACAUCAGUCCAAAUCCUCCAUUUUUAUCGGCUCAAAGACUCAGUCGUAACUCUCUAGAUCACGGCUGCCAUCUGUAAAAGAGAUCAAAUCUCCCAAUCCGGAAAAAAUGGAGGAGGCUAAGGCUGCUUUAGCGCAGCGUCAACAACUUAUGCUACAACAACAGCAGCAGCAGCAGCAACAACAACAACAACUGUAUCUUAUGCAACAAUUCCAACAACAACAACUACAAAGGCAACAACAACAAGCCGCCAUGGCUCGAUUUCCGUCCAACAUUGAUGCUCACUUACGACCUCUAGGAAUUGCUAAUCGUCCUUUGAAUCUACCUCUUAAUCAAAAUCAAAAUCAAAACCCUAACCCUAAUUCUAACUCUGUUCAUCAUUUACAUCAACAACAAAACCCUAGCUCCGGUCCUCAACCGCAACAACAAUCUAAUUUGCAGCAGAAGCUCAUGAAUAGGGCUCCCUCGCAGCAACAGCAACAGCAGCCGAGUUCAGGUCCAGUUCCUGGUAAUCAAGCGGAAAUUCAGAUGGCUUAUCAGGAUGCUUGGCGUGUGUGCCAUCCUGAUUUUAAACGCCCUUUUACUUCUCUUGAAGAUGCUUGUGAAAGGCUGCUUCCAUAUCAUGUCAUUGCGGAUUAUGAAGCAGAAGAAGAUGAUAGAAUUCUUGAUUCUGAUACUACUGGGCAGAUACUCUCACGUUCCCAGCAAUGGGAUCACAACAUUGCUGCUAAAGUAGCUGAGUUCACAUCUACCUUUGAGAAACAGGCAUUGGCUUUUAACAUAAUAACUCGAAAGCGGGCCAUGGGAGAAUUUCGCUCAGAGGAGAGAUUGAUGAUUGAGCAAGCUCUGUUACAAGAAGAAAAACGAGUCUUUAUGGAAGUUCGGGCAGAAAUGGAAUCAAGAGCUGGCCAUGAAGCUAAGUUGCGAAUGGCAGCCAUGCAAGCUGAGCAAGCUCGUGCUGAAUCACAGGCACAUGCAGAAAUGAUGGCUCGAGCUCCAAUUAGGGCUAAUGCUCUUGGGUCACAAGGAAAUGAUGGAUCGAUAAACCAAGAACUGACCGACCACGAGCAAGCAAGUGUCCCUGACGAGAUGAAUAAUGGAUGGGGCAAUAAUGCACAGAGAACAGAGAGAGAACCGUCAGAUGAUUUCUUGAAUGAUGAGGAGGCAGAAAAUGGAGAUGCAAGAAUGCAAGAGUGGCGUGAAAGUGCAGAGUUCGAUCUAAAUUCUCGAUGAUAUGUUGCAUGUUGCCGCUGGCGGUUCUAGGUGCUGAAAUAGAUGUAGGUCUUGUCCUGAACACAAGCUAGGUCUCUGGGAGGACUGGCCUUUGAAGUGAAAGCUGUUUGCCUGCUGUUGCUUAAUCGUCGUUUGGAAUUGUGUGUUGAUGUAUGGCAGAAUCAGUCUCAGAUAGGAGAAGUGUACUAGUAGCACUGUAAAGAUGUUUUAUUUAUUAGUUUGGAGUACCUUUAUGUAACUGCAUACCCUUGUAUAACAUUAGACACUAAGAACGAACCAUAUGGAUGAAUGAUGGGUGGAAAUGGGCGAAACCUCUUUUUCCUCGGCUAUUAGAAUCUUAAAAUGAGUUGGACAAGUCGGUUAAAUUAUUCA